Molecule: messenger RNA, 1507 nt
Organism: Ctenopharyngodon idella (grass carp)
Lineage: Eukaryota; Metazoa; Chordata; Actinopteri; Cypriniformes; Xenocyprididae
Exons: 5
Coding region: 289-1062 (257 amino acids)
Source: RefSeq, a predicted model, not a curated record
UAUUCUCAAUAUCAGUCUUGAGUUUUCUUCCAGGAUCGAACACGUCACAAUAUUCCUCAUUUAAAUAAUUCAUACGCAGAAUAAAGGGGCGGGGCCGGGUUGAGUUAGUUAGUAGUGUGUUGAAACUGGCGGUUAUGUUAAGGGGCGGGACAUUUCCCAAACACCAAUCACAACACACUGCUCCAGCCGACCAAUCAGAGCACAUUGUGCUUUUCAGAAGGAGGGGCUUCAUAGAGACAGGAACUAAACAGAGUGUUACUGACAGACUGGGAAGAGAGGAGCUGAACAAUGGAGAAUAUGAGGAAAAUAAUCAACAUUCAAGCAGGAAAACAUUUUUAUUCAUUAAAAUUACUAAAAUGUAUUUAUUCUACUGUGAUAUGCUUGUCAUGUCAUUCUGAUCUGUUGUUGUUUAUAGAGAUGUACGCUCAGAGGAGGGUGCGAGAGGAAGCUCCAAUCAUCCAGCAAGUCCCAAAGAUGAUUCCACGGGAACAUCCGGUCUCCAGCGCCACGUCGUUACGUAAAGCUCUGUCCAUCCAGAAUCUGACCCAGAUCGAGACGCCGUGGGAGGGUGUGACGCUGAACAGGUGUCUGAUCGUCGCCAUAACCAUCCUGCUGCUGAGCUCCGGAUUACAAAGAAUACACGAGGCCGUCAGGGGCCGUAAGGAUGUGAGUGAAGAGAUCACAGCACUGCAUGAGAGACACGCUCUGGUUAAAAGAGGGAAAAUAACAAUACAUGAGCCGGACACUUCCUUAUGGGACAUGUUGUUCUGGUGGAUGGAUGAUGAUGAUGAAGGCUCUGGCAAGAGGAGGGUUUCCAGGGGCCUCAGACACCGGCCCCUUCCGAACCCCAGGCUCCUGAAGAAGAGAGAGACGAAAUUCCCUGAGCGCCGAGGAAGAGGAAAACGACAAGUGGACGAGAUUAAAGAGAGACUGACAAGACAGAAAGAAAAAGAGAUGAAAGUCAAGAAGAAGGUAGAGGAAGAAAAGGAGGAGGACAUAGAGAAGGUGAAGAAACUAAAGAAACCAGCGAAAGAGAGCAAGCAAAAACCUGUGAAAGAGUGAAAGUAGGGAUGUAAAGAUGCCAGUAAGGAAACGAGGAUGUGUCUGUGCUUCACUGUCAUGAAAAUGUCGAUCUUAAUGCUGCUUUUCUUUAGAAAAACAUUUUUUUUGAUUAUAGGGUGAGAUUCACUUUCAAAUCCACACAUUAUGACCUGGACUGAUGAUAAACUGUAUAAUUUGGUGCUUUCUGUUUUUGCUUUGUAAAAUAUUGAUGGUCCAACCAACCAUUAACCCUUUCAGCACCUUUGAAAUGUCUGCUAGCAAAACUCACCCAGAUCAUCUUCUGCUAGAGGAUAUUAAGUUUCAGAUAGCACUGAAAUAAUUUAUUAAUUUGUUGUGAGAUAAAUAAGUUAAAGUAACAAGAAUUAAUACCUACUUAAAGUACAUGAGCUUAUUUUGGAUGUUUAAGUCUGUAUUGUGCAAAAGUAAAGCUUUUUUCAAAUGUAAA